This is a messenger RNA of Drosophila bipectinata, 1655 nucleotides long. Its product is annotated as probable cytochrome P450 6a20. NCBI's taxonomy places the organism in Eukaryota, Metazoa, Arthropoda, Insecta, Diptera, Drosophilidae. The record is from RefSeq and is a predicted model, not a curated record. Gene Ontology annotation, molecular function: heme binding; oxidoreductase activity, acting on paired donors, with incorporation or reduction of molecular oxygen; monooxygenase activity.
UUUGGCGGAGUGCUUUUUCAGUUUGCGAACAAUGUUGGUUCUUAUCGGUUUGAUUGUCGGUGUGCUCACCCUCGCCACAUGGUGGGUCCACCAGAACUUUACGUAUUGGAAGCGUCGCGGCAUUCCCCACGAUCCGCCCCAGCUGAUCUUGGGAAACACCAAGGAGUUGAUGAAAACCCUUCACUUGGCUGAACUUAUCAAACAGACCUACGUGAAAUACAAGAACAAGACCAAUGGACCAUUUGUGGGAUUCUAUGUUUAUAUCAAGAAGUUUGUGAUAAUCACCGAUAUCGAUUUUGUGAAGACCGUCUUGAUACGGGAGUUUGACAAAUUCCACGAUCGAGGUGUGUUCCACAACGAAAAAGAUGAUCCGUUGACCGCCAAUUUGACGACCAUCGAGGGUCAAAAGUGGAGAACUUUGCGACAGAAACUCACUCCUACCUUUACGUCUGGAAAAAUGAAGAAUAUGUUCCCGCUGGUGCAGGAUGUGGGCGAUGAGCUGGUUCGGGUGUUUUCCGAAAAAAUCGAGUCCACACCAACCACGCUGGAGAUCACGGAUUUGUUGGCUCGUUUCACGGCCGAUGUGAUUGGAGUUUGUGCUUUCGGCCUGGACUGCAACAGCCUUCGCGAUCCCAAGGCGGAGUUCGUUCGAAUGGGUAAUUCGGCGAUCACUGAGCGUCGACAUGGCAAGCUGGUCCACAUGCUCCUCUUCGGAGCUCCGAAGCUAAGCGCCAAGCUGGGCAUUAAGAGUCUCCUCCAGCCCGUCGAGGACUUCUACAUGAACAUCAUUAGGGACACCAUCGACUAUCGGGUGAAGAACAAUGUGAAGCGAAACGACUUCAUGGACAUGCUGAUCGAAAUGAAGCUUAAAUACGAUAAUGGAAACAAGGAAGAGGGAAUCACCUUCAAUGAGCUUGCUGCCCAGGCCUUUAUAUUCUUCCUGGCUGGCUUUGAGACGAGCUCUACGACGAUGGGAUUCGCUCUCUAUGAACUGGCUUGCAACCCGGAAAUCCAAGACAAAGCUAGGAAGGAAGUGGACUGUGUUCUGGCCAAACAUAAUGGCAAACUCGACUACGACAGUAUGAAGGAGAUGACCUUCCUGGAAAAAGUAAUUGAUGAAACCCUAAGGAAGCACCCAGUGGUUGCACACUUGGUUCGAACCACAACGAAAACCUAUGUACCCAGCAAUCCCAAAUACACCAUUGAAGAGGGAACUGGAGUCUUGAUUUCAACCUUGGGUAUCCACCAUGAUCCGGAAUUUUAUCCAGAGCCGGAAAAGUUCAUUCCGGAACGCUUCGACGAGGAGCAGAUCCAACAGCGUCCUGCUUGCACCUACCUGCCAUUUGGAGACGGACCUCGGAACUGUAUUGGCCUUCGAUUUGGACGGAUGCAGGUUAUUGUUGGAAUGGCGCUACUCCUCCAUAACUUUAGGUUCGAGUUGCACCCCACAAAGACCACAAUCCCAUUAAAAUUCAAACUAAAUAGCAUUCUUCUAAGUGCCGAGGGUGGAAUUCACCUGAAUGUCACCAAGCUAGUCACCUAAAAAGAUUAGAAACGACUUAAUUGAUAAUUGUUCCAACAAUGAGUCACUGGGACAUACAAUGCUUCGUUAAAUAAAUCAAUAAAGUUGCCAAAAUCAAAGAAUGUAAUCGCAA